Molecule: messenger RNA, 1512 nt
Organism: Ixodes scapularis (black-legged tick)
Lineage: Eukaryota; Metazoa; Arthropoda; Arachnida; Ixodida; Ixodidae
Product: (3R)-3-hydroxyacyl-CoA dehydrogenase-like
Exons: 3
Coding region: 209-955 (248 amino acids)
Source: RefSeq, a predicted model, not a curated record
ACCCUCCCAUCGGUUUCGGAGUUUGGCGUUCGGCCCCAACCACUCGCUUGUUUGCAUGAGCGCUCUGUCCUCUAUCUCGCCAAUCUGUUAUCAGCCAAGACAAGAGCCCCCGCAAAGGGACUCUUCGCGUGGUGUCCGUCGACGCUUCGCUCGUCGCGUCUUCGAAGCGCAGAAAAACUAUCAAGCGUAGGUUGUGCGCGAUUCAAAAAUGCUCGUCGGAAAGUUGGCCCUCGUGACAGGCGGCGGAAGCGGCAUUGGACGCGCGGUUUGCGCGAGUCUGGCCCUCGAAGGUGCCAAAGUCGUGGUAGCCGAUGUCAACAAGGAUAUGGCACUCAAUACCCUUAGGAGCCUGCCAAACGAGAGCGAGCACCAGGCGGUCCAGGUGGACGUGGGGGACUCCCAGUCGGUGCGGAGUCUGUUCGACACCGUCCGGAGACUGUACAGCUGUUCCCCGAGCGUGGUCGUCAACUCGGCGGGCUGCCUCACGCACAGCUUCCUGCUCAACACCGACGAGAGCGCCUUCGACGAGAUGGUCCGCGUCAACCUCAAGGGCACAUUCCUGAUCACGCAGGCGGCUGCGAGGGGAAUGGUGUCGGACGAAGGCAAACAGGAUCGUUCCAUCGUCAACAUCUCGACCAUCCUGGGUACCACGGGCUUCCCAAAGAUGUCCUGUUACGUGGCCGCCAAGUCCGGUGUCAUCGGCUUCACCAAGUCUGCCGCCCUGGAGCUUGCGCAGUACGGCAUCCGCUGCAACACCGUUCUGCCGGGCGUCACGGACACUCCUCUGCUGUCGCCCCUGGACGAAGAGACGGUGCAGACGCUCAUCCGGAGGUCGGCCAUGCGCAGAGAAGGAAAACCCGAAGACAUCGCCAGCGUCUGCGUCUUCCUGGCUUCGCCAAAGAGCUCUUACGUCACGGGGGCUGCCAUAGAGGUUACUGGAGGCGUCUCCGCGUGAAGGUUUACGGAGUUCUGGUUAUAGCUAUUCAGCCUCGUUUAGAUGUAUAAAGAUGACCUAAAGGUUUGAUGUCGAUGUACCGUAAACUGGGACGACGAUAGAAAAGUAGCGUAAAUUGGGAAACCUGUUCAAUUCUGAUGGCAAAACCUUCUUUGCCGUCAACUGUGAAAGAAAGAAACUGUAAGCGGUUGUACUACAAAGCAUCGCUUCUUAGGAUGUGUUUCCGUUCAUAAUGAUCAGAAUCUAUCUUUUAAUCCUGCCAUUGGUAAUUCCAUAAGUUUGAAGUUAUAACUUUUCGUUUUUACGUGCCCGUUAUACAACAUUGCUAAGAGCUCAUGUGUGGAAAUGGCGAAGUGAUCAACUCCGAGUACCCUAAAAAACAGAAGAAAAUUUGCCCUGUCAAGAAUUAUGAGCAGCGCGAGGCCCAGUCUAUGAGUGCACAUAGGCAAAAUAAUGAAAUCACCUAUAGUUUUAAGCAACGGUUAUAUUUAACAAAAUUUGUUUUAAGAAGUCAAGGUGAACUUUAGACAUGCCUGCAAAUACCCGCAAACACUAUA